This is a messenger RNA of Effrenium voratum, 282 nucleotides long. NCBI's taxonomy places the organism in Eukaryota, Dinophyceae, Suessiales, Symbiodiniaceae. The record is from the annotation of a GenBank genome assembly.
AUGGGGACUUUGCCGUCCGUGCUGUCGCCGGAGUUCCGGGACCGCGCGGCGUCCGCCCUGCCGUUCCCUUCGCUGGCGCUUGGAAGCUUCCAGCCAGACACGGCCACGGGUGCGGCCAAGGCGGACCUCUCCGCCCUGCUGGAGGCCGAGGCCGCGGCGGAUGCUUCAGACACCUCUCGGCCAGCCUCGGGGCGAGAGCUGGCGUCGGGGGACAGCAGCCCCAGCGACUCGGGGACGGAGAAAGAAACGGUGAGCCGCGGGUGCGUGCCUGGUACCAUCUGA